CAGAGACAGAAACGACAGGAUAGACAGCAUGGACCGGAGUGCGGUGGUGGCACGUGUGCACAGAUACACACAGGGUGGUGCCUGCCCUGUCGACGUGCUUGCUUUGCGGAAGAUCCAAAUAGAGUUGAUCGGAGAUUGUGCGAAAAAGUCGGCCUGGAAGGUUUCCGGGGAAGAAGAGUCCAGGCACCGAGAGAGGAAAAUCCGCGUGGAGAAGCGUGGAGAGAUAUCUUGGAGAAGGGAAACAUAAGCGGUACAGUGAAGAGGCUGGUAGAGGUGAGAGCUUGUUGAAGUCGGUUUGGAUCCAUUGCGGCGACGAUCCACUGAUCGUAGAUCGUACAAGCCGGAUCCGCCGCAAAUUGCCCACAGCGGAAGACGCGGCGGCAGCAGCAGCUGUAGCAGCAGCAGCAGCGGCAGAGGCAGCCGCACGUACCGACGAGAGGGUAACAUCGGAACACGUGUGCGCGACACACGCACGUGGUCCCGGAGAGACGUUUUCGAGAGAUCCAAACAAAAUCUCGAUCGGAGAUCCUGCAGCCUCGCUUCUGGAAGAGUCAGCGGCAGGAGCAGCUCAGCGUGGUGGCAAGGGAGUAGGAACAGGGGGCGGCAAUGUCGGGGGUCUGGGGAAACAUGGGCUUGAGUGGGAGGUGCCUCAGAAAGAGCACGGCGGCGGGUGUUACUCUCUUGGUGUGACCGGUGGCAGUAUCGAUCAGCAAUGCCGCACAGACUUUUGCGCGCCGAAAUAUGCGUGCGACAGCUUUAACCUAACCACUUCGGUGGAAAGCGGAUUUCUGUUCGAUACGGUGUCGGGAGUGCUGAGGGGGGAGGGCUUGGCCCUUGUGGUUGCAGGUGGCAAGGAAGUAGGAACAAGGGGUGGCAGUGUCGGGGGGUCUGGAGGAACAUGGGCUUGAGUGGG
Messenger RNA from Ectocarpus sp. CCAP 1310/34, 913 nucleotides. The record is from the annotation of a GenBank genome assembly. NCBI's taxonomy places the organism in Eukaryota, Phaeophyceae, Ectocarpales, Ectocarpaceae.